CGAGGGAGGGAGGCGGCCAGCGAGCGCGGGAGCCAGGCAGGCAGGGCCGGCUGGCUGGCCGGCCGGUGGGAGUCGGGCAGAAGCGGAAGGCGCGCAGGAGGCAGCCGGUGGCGGUGGUCGUGCUGCUGCAGCAGCUGCAACGGGGGCGCCUCCAUCCCUGCCGCCCCCGCUCUCCGGCCUGGCGGGCCCCCAGCCUCCCAACCUCUCGGCCAUGCCGAAUAAAAAGAAGGAGAAAGUGAAUCAGGAACCUCCAAAAGCCGGCAAAAGUGGAAAGAGUAGCAAAGAUGUGCAAGAUAACCUGGACAUUGAGGUCACAGGCAAAAAAUCAAACAGCAUUCCACCUGCCUCGCAAUUAUCUAAAAUCAAAGUACCUCCUCCACAGGCUGCAGUGAAGAAAGAAAAACGGCAGAGUUCUUCGAGGUUUAGUAUAAGCAAUAACAGAGAACUCCAAAAGCUGCCAGCUUUAAAAGAUGUCCCCCCUGCGGAGCAAGAAAAACUCUUUAUUCAGAAGUUGCGACAAUGUUGUGUCCUUUUUGACUUUGUUUCUGAUCCACUAAGUGACCUAAAGUGGAAGGAAGUAAAACGGGCGGCUUUAAGUGAAAUGGUAGAAUACAUCACGCAUAAUCGCAAUGUGAUCACAGAGCCUAUUUACCCCGAAGUAGUACAUAUGUUUGCAGUUAAUAUGUUUCGCACAUUACCACCUUCAUCUAAUCCAACGGGGGCAGAAUUUGACCCAGAGGAGGAUGAACCAACCUUAGAAGCCGCAUGGCCUCAUUUACAGCUUGUUUAUGAAUUUUUCUUAAGGUUUUUAGAAUCUCCAGAUUUCCAACCUAAUAUAGCUAAGAAAUAUAUUGAUCAGAAGUUUGUAUUGCAGCUUUUAGAGCUCUUUGAUAGUGAAGAUCCUCGAGAGAGAGACUUUCUUAAGACGACUCUACACAGAAUAUAUGGGAAAUUCUUAGGUUUAAGAGCUUACAUCAGGAAGCAAAUUAACAAUAUAUUUUAUAGAUUUAUUUAUGAAACAGAACAUCACAACGGCAUAGCAGAAUUACUGGAAAUCUUGGGAAGUAUAAUUAAUGGAUUUGCCUUACCAUUGAAAGAAGAGCACAAAAUCUUCCUUCUUAAGGUGUUAUUACCUUUGCACAAAGUGAAAUCACUCAGUGUCUACCAUCCACAGCUGGCAUACUGUGUAGUUCAGUUUUUAGAAAAGGACAGCACACUCACUGAGCCAGUGGUGAUGGCACUACUCAAAUACUGGCCAAAGACUCACAGUCCAAAAGAAGUUAUGUUUUUAAAUGAAUUAGAAGAAAUUUUAGAUGUUAUCGAACCGUCUGAAUUUGUAAAGGUUAUGGAACCUCUCUUCAGGCAGCUAGCCAAGUGUGUCUCCAGUCCACACUUUCAGGUGGCAGAACGAGCACUGUACUACUGGAAUAAUGAAUAUAUUAUGAGCUUAAUCAGUGACAAUGCAGCAAAGAUUUUGCCCAUCAUGUUUCCAUCCUUGUACCGGAAUUCAAAGACACAUUGGAACAAGACAAUACAUGGUUUGAUUUACAAUGCUCUAAAACUCUUCAUGGAGAUGAACCAAAAACUGUUUGAUGAUUGCACACAGCAAUUUAAAGCAGAAAAACUUAAAGAGAAGCUAAAAAUGAAGGAACGGGAAGAAGCGUGGGUUAAAAUAGAAAAUCUAGCCAAAUCAAACCCGCAGGUAUAUGGGAAAUAUUCAGAGUACUCAGUAUGUAGUGAAACAUGCCUGGUGACCAGUCCUGUUGCAAUGGAAACUGAUGGGCCUUUAAUUGAAGACUUGCAGGUGCUGACAAAGACAGUGAAAGAUGAAGCUUGUAUGGCACAGAAGGAUCAGAAAAAGGAACGUCCUUUGGUGCGGCGCAAGUCAGAACUGCCUCAGGAUAUCUAUACCAUGAAAGCCUUGGAGUCCCAUUGCCGAGCUGACGAGCUAAUAUCGCAUGAUGGGCAUUAGACUCUUCAACUGACAUCUUGUUUGGAGGAAAACCUUUUUCUUUUUCUGGACUCUGUUCCACAGUAGAGAACUUACUUUUUUUGUGCCAUACUGAUCAGUUACACACAAAGUCAAAGCUUUUUUUCCGACCCGAUUCUGUUAGGCAAUAACAAUGACACAGUGUAUGUGCAGCUCAAGAUUAGUAGUUCAAACAAUGGUAAAUUAACUGAUUCUGUAUGCGGAACCUCAGGUUCACUAGGUAUUAAGCAGAGAAAUCUUGAUGCUGUUGGCACAUUACCAAUCAGAUGGGAACAUGCAUUGUUCUUGUAUGAUUAGUGAAAGAUGCAGCGCUUUUGAUGCGGAAAUUGCCAAGCAUUGCUGCUGCUCGGCCUCCUUUUCAUUUCAGGGCUUCUUCAUGUGUUGCAUCCUACUUACAUGAUGUUGGGGGAGGGGGAGUAUGAAACUGUAGUGUUGAUGAUGAUGUUUGCUUCAUGUACACACACAUGAUGAAACUACAGUGGGUUGCCUCUUCUGGUGCAUUGAUGUACAUUCAAGCAAAACACACGUAUACAUGCAAGGCUGUCAUGUGCCAAUCUGUACAGGAGUUGCAUGCUUUUUUCUGUACAAAAUUCUUGCUGCAUAUGCAUAGGGUAGUGUGUGAAACAGCCUACAUUGGAUUUGCAGGAAGUUUUUCUUUGCCAGCUCCACUGACAUAACUGGAGGUUACACAGCAGCAAUACCUAGUUGAUGUGGUCCAUUUUCUCUGUGCCCCCCCCCGCCCAUCCCUUUCCCACUGAUGGCUGGUACUGUGGCAAUACGCAUCUCCAAAAGGAAAAUUCCAAAUUCAUACCUAAUUAAGACGUUUUCCUAAAACACGAGUGCUUUAAAAAUGGCCUCUGCGUUAUCGUCUUGCCUCUUUUUGGCAGCUGGAAAACAUACCAUUGAAUUGUUCUCUCAGCACAGCUUACAGAAUGGUAAUUUUCAUGACAAUCUUCAAUCACGGCUAACUUCUACGAGCUCUGAAAAACAGUUAUCAGAGAGACAGACGCCCUGUCCAAAUACUUCAUAUGGAUUGAAGCCAUAUCUUCCAGUCCUUAGCAUGUAAUACAAAAUGUAUAUUUUGGAACUGAGCUGAUUGGAUACUUUGCUUUGCUUUUUAAAAAAUGCACAUUUUCGGCCAUGACUCAAAAUUAAUUGCAUUUUUAAAGUCAUUGGAUUCCUUUUUUUUGUUUGUUUAUUUUUUGAAAUAUUUUUUUUGAUUUACCAAAAUAACUUCACAAGAUUUUUUUUCUCCCUCCCUUCCUCAAGCUUUUACCACAUGACAUAUUUUGGGUUCUAAUUGUUCCUGUCACAGACAUCAUGAGACUAGCUAUUUUGGAUUAGUACAUUUUUUUCCUCUGGACAAUAUAAUGUAAAUUAUUUUUUUUAAUAUGUCUGAAAGAUUUCUGGAUACAUUCUGCAUUUUAAAUGCCUCUUAAGAUCUGAGAGAGAAGUGACAGUAGCUUUGUCAUCAAUUUUUUUAUGUUGUCAAAAGCACAUGUGAUGCAUAUACACCUCACACAAAACGAAAACACAUCUGAGUUGCUGUUAAUCUUCAAAUGCUGCUCUAUAUUCCACAAGAUGACUUUGCGUGUUACGAACUCUUUUUUUCAUUGUUGUAGAUGACAGAGCAUGAAAACCAAUUUUAAGUGCUUUAUCUUCAAACAUUUGAUUUCUCUCAGGGUGGCCAGUAUUUUAGAUUUUCUUAAUCCCGUUGAAGAACUUUUACUUACAAGUUUUAUUUAAAAUGGGUGACUUGUUUCUUUUGUCUCUGAGAGUAAUAUCAUUCAGUAUCUUGGUGCAGAAAAGUUAAACAUGUAGGUUCUUCAAAAUAGUUUUUUAAAAGAAAUGAGGUCUCUUUAAUCCAUAAAAAUUAUUGUGCAAAACAGGCAUUUAGAGUAACCUUGUGCAGAUGUUGUGCCUGCCGUGUCUGGUCUCACUUAAAAUGUCCAAUAUUUAUUGCAAAGCUUUGGAAAGAAAAUCACAAUGGGUGGGAUGAGGAUUACUAUUAAAACAAAAUGAAAUUUUAAGACUACUCCAGACUUCAAGUAAAAUAUCCACUCGGUGUGAAAAUUCCUGUUAAACUUGAAAAUAAAUAUGCUUUACUAUAAUGAAAAAACUAUAAUUAAAGCAGUUUAAAGAUGUCUUCCCCUUUUUUUGAUGGGGGGAAAGGGUGCUUUUAUAGUUGCAUAAAGCAAUGUCUAUAUGUAUUUUGAUAUACCAUUGUUUGAACUUCCAUCUUUAGCUAACAGCUUAUCAAAUAUCUUUUUUAUAAUUUGGCUGUUCAGUAGGUUCAUGAAAGAGGUUUCUGGGAAGAAGCACUCUAAUUUUAUCCUGCAGAAAAGUGGGGGGAAAGGGGGAAAUAUUGUAUAUCAAUGUUUGGUUGACUGUGUAACGCUCAACGUAUAAGAUCUUUCACUGUCUAGAUUUUAUUUUUGCUCUUUACUGAAGAUAAACAUUCACCAAAAAGCAAAGGUUCUUGGAUAUAGCUAGAAAAAUUAUGCCAUGACAAUUGCUCUUGAGAUUUAGGCCAGUUGGCAAACUUUGCCUAAGCAAUAUUCUAAAAAUUUAGCAGCACUAAUUGUUUGGCUUGUUUGUUAUCACCAUUUUACACUCUGUAGAAGUUCUGUAUUAAAUUAUUCUUUAAAAAAAACUAAUACAUCCAAAAUAAAAAUGUGCAAAUACAGUACAGUUUUGGUGACUGUUGUUCUUCAUAAAGUUCAGUGUUCGCCACUUCCCAUCUUCUCCAAAAUUACACCUGUACAUCAGGAAUGUCAAAAAAUAUUACAAGUGUCUUUUUUAUUUUUUGGUGUGGCUUUAGUAUGGCUUCAUUUUAAUAUUGUACAUACAUUGUACUUUGUUUUAUUGUAAUGAGUAAUAAAAAUGUAGACUUCA
Eublepharis macularius is the source of this 4885-nucleotide messenger RNA. RefSeq names its product protein phosphatase 2 regulatory subunit B'gamma (gene PPP2R5C). Gene Ontology annotation, molecular function: protein phosphatase activator activity. Lineage: Eukaryota; Metazoa; Chordata; Lepidosauria; Squamata; Eublepharidae. Gene Ontology annotation, cellular component: cytosol; protein phosphatase type 2A complex; nucleus. The transcript is spliced from 16 exons. The record is from RefSeq and is a predicted model, not a curated record. Bases 212 to 1972 code for a protein of 586 amino acids. Gene Ontology annotation, biological process: protein dephosphorylation; signal transduction.